This is a messenger RNA of Mycena indigotica, 1563 nucleotides long. RefSeq names its product NAD-aldehyde dehydrogenase. The record is from RefSeq and is a predicted model, not a curated record. Gene Ontology annotation, molecular function: aldehyde dehydrogenase (NAD+) activity. Bases 1 to 1563 code for a protein of 520 amino acids. Lineage: Eukaryota; Fungi; Basidiomycota; Agaricomycetes; Agaricales; Mycenaceae. The transcript is spliced from 25 exons.
AUGAAGCCUUCUUUCCUUCAUCGUAUCAUGGCUCAAUUUGCAACUGUUCGUGGUGGCAAGGCUCACCCCGAAAUCAAGGUCCAAACCGGACUCUUCAUCAACAACGAGUUUGUCAGCUCUGCGGACUCGCAAGAAGUCAUUGACGCGGUCAAUCCUUUUACCGAACAAGUCCUGUGCUCAGUGGUAGCCGCCUCUCCCAAAGACAUCGAUCUUGCUGUCACCGCAGCUCGAAACGCGUUCAACACUACUUGGGGGAAGAAUGUCACCGGUUGGGAGCGCAGGAAACAAAUCAAUUUCUUUGUUCUCCAUCACUCAAGUUAUGGCCAGGAACUGGCAGAGCUUGAGACGCUCAAUAAUGGCAAGCCUUUCAAGAUCGCGCGGGACUUCGAUAUAGGUGACUCUGUCCAAUGCCUGCGCUACUUCGCUGGUUGGGCAGACAAAUUGGCUGGAGAGACCCUGGAGGUAGACAACAAGACUAAAUUCGCUUUUACCAAACGCGAGCCCAUCGGCGUUUGUGGCCAGAUUAUUCCCUGGAACUAUCCAAUCAACAUGUGGGCUUGGAAAGUGGGACCGGCGUUGGCAGCUGGAUGCACAAUCGUCAUGAAGCCCUCUGAACUUACGCCUCUAACUGCACUGAAACUUUCGGAGUAUGUCAAGGAAGCAGGGUUUCCUCCUGGAGUUCUGAAUACCGUACCGUCACUGGGUCCUGUUGGUGGUGCUGCAUUGUCGUCGCAUCUCGAUGUCGACAAGGUUGCUUUCACUGGAUCUACUCUGACUGGUCGCAAGAUCAUGGAGGCAGCAGCGCAAAGUAAUCUCAAGAAAGUAUCCCUUGAACUGGGCGGCAAGAGUCCGCAUCUCAUUUUCGAAUCGUGUGACGUUGAUCAGGCGGCGAGUUGGGCCGCUCUGGGGAUUUGUUAUAAUUCUGGUCAGGAUUGCACUGCUGGCUCGCGCGUCUACGUGCAAGAAAGCAUUAAAGACAAGUUCAUUGAAACGCUUGUUUCUAAGGUGAAAGCGCUCUCCGUUGGUGAUGGUUUAGACCAAAAAUCCUCUGCCGGCCCAUUGGUGUCCAAGGGUCAGUAUGAUCGCGUAUGGGGCUACAUCGAAUCCGGAAAGUCGGAAGGUGCCAAAGUGAUUUUGGGAGGGGACAAACGUUCGGGCAAAGGCUUCUUUGUCGAUCCAACUCUCUUCACGGACAUCCAACCCAACAUGAAGAUCGUUCAAGAAGAAGUGCAGAUCGGUGUCCUUAUUUUCGGACCGGUUUUGUGUAUCGGAACUUUUGCGACCGAAGAGGAGGCGAUCAAGCUUGCCAAUGCUACAACUUUUGGGCUAGGUGCCGGUUUACAUUCCAACGAUGCGAACCAAUGCAUGAGAGUGUCUUCUGCCCUUGAGGCGGGCACUGUUUGGGUCAACGCGUACAACAUUCUCAGCAAUAACACGCCAUUCGGCGGCAAGAAGCAAUCCGGUUUCGGUCGCGAGUUGGGUAGUCUUGCCCUGGAGGAAUACACAAGUACCAAGGCCGUCCACUGGAAUUUUGGCGAGAAAUUGGAUUGGCCAGCUUUCUAA